UCGGAGGAGCGGCUCGGCGGUAACGGAAGAGCUCUGGGGAGUGUGGCGGAGGUGCGCAUCUGCACGCUUCCUCGAGUCCUUUCGGCGGGAGAGCCCUAGGGAUCUGAGAAAUGAAAAUAAUUAGCACUUUACAGGAAAAAAAAUCUGAGAAAGUGGAAUGAUGCCUUUGUUUGGACUAAGUAUUAAAUACUAGAUGGCAGCUUUCAGGAGCUUUAAGGGAAGUGAUUUCAGGAUGGAGGCACUGCUGGAAAGAAUGCAAACCCAAGGACAGAGCAGCAGAGGCUUCCUGACUUCAUGUGAGGCAGAGCUGCAAGAGUUGAUGAAGCAAAUAGAUAUCAUGGUGGCUCACAAGAAAGUUGAAUGGGAAACUCAAACUCAGGCUUUGGAGUCUUGUUUAGAAAUCCGAGAACAGGAACUGUCCUCCCUCAAAAAUGCAUCAGAGGAGAAACGCAAAGAGAUUGAGAGAUUAUGCCAGAGAUUAGAAGAGAUGGAACAACUGAAUCGUGAGAUGACUAUAGAAUAUGAACGUCAAUUAACAAAAGUCCAAGAUGAGCUAGCUAGACUGAAGAGAAGUUAUGAAAAAUUGCUGAAGAAACAGUUGAAAGGAACUAGGCAAUCUUCCAAGAGCCAAGAGGAGGAUCAGUCUGAAAUAAGGAUCAUGACCAAGAAAUUAGAGGAGUUCCAUCAAAAGUCUUUAGAUUGGGAGAAGCAGCGCCUGCAGUACCAGCAGCAAGUUGCUUCAUUGGAAACACAGAGGAAGGCUUUGGCUGAGAAGUCUGAGCUAGUUCAGACUCAACUGUGCAGUCAGAAGCAAAUGUUUGAGUCUGUGGACCUGGCAAGCCAAUCUGAAAUCCAUCACUUAGCCAGCAAGUUGGAAAGAGCCAAUGAUACUAUUUGUGCCAAUGAAUUGGAACUGGAGAGGCUGAAUACAAGAGUAGAUGAUUUGACUGAUGCUAACCAGAAGAUUCUUAAAGAACAACAAAAGCUCCUACAUGAGCUGAAACUUUCCCGGAACUCUCUGGAGGUUCUCCAUGAUGAAAAGAUGGAACUAAAGGCCACUCUGCUGUCUCAGGAGGACUUCAUCACAAAUUUACAGAUUUAUCAUGAACAAUUACAGAAGGAGCUGUUCAAGCUAACUGAGACUCUGCAUGUGAAAGAAACUCUUAUCAGGCAACUGCAGAAGAAUACAGGGGCCAAAAGAAACUACUAUGAUGGAGCAGAAUUAGAGGAGGAUUUACGCCAGCAGUUUGAUUGUGCUGAAAUGAUUCAUCUUGAGGGCAGCCUAGGAUCUCCAGAUGAAAAGUGUAUCCAGCCAUCUGAAGAGCAAGCGAAGUUACAGGAGCUUCAGCUAACUGAAGAGCAGCUUUGCCAAGCCAAGGCUGAGAUAAAAAAACUGAAGGAAGAGCUAUCCCACAAGGAGCAAAGUCAUAGUAGAGAAGUGGAAGGAAUGAGGCUGGAGAUUACCCAACUAACACGGGAACUGCAUCAACGUGACAUUACAGUUGCUUCUUCCAUGGGUUCUACUUUAAACUUGGAGCAACAGCUAAAAAUAGAGAUUGAAAAAGAGGAGCAAAAGGCGAUAGAGCACAAGGCUAUCCUGUCUCAGUUGGAAGCUCUCAGACAAGAAAAUCACCAUCUAUCAGAGAAGCUACAGAAGGCAAAGAAUACUUCCUUUGCAGAAUUCCAAGAAAGUUAUAACAAGGUUUUAAAUAAAGUGGAACGUCAGAAUAAGCAACUACAGAAAGAAUUAGCAGAAACCAGGGCCAGCUUGGAAGCUUCGUCUUGGGUUUCUCAGAGCAAUUAUGACAAUGUUGUGCAGCAAUUGCAGCAUCCAGUGACUGAGGUAAAAAAUGCAGAGAACAGACGAAUGCAAGAACUACAGUGCAAACAUGAGGAAGAAAUGAAAGCACUUCAGACUAAAUUUGACAGGACUGUUCAACAUUAUGAGGAGGAAUUCCAGAAAGCAAAAUACUUUCCAUCCAGAAUAUUCCCCAUUUCUAGUACAGCUGCUGGACUACCUCCACUCAAUAGAAUAAACAGUGUGGAAUCUUUGCCCUGUGAACCUCUUGAGAGAUCAGAUCUUUUGCCAUGCGAAAAUACAGAAUUUUCUUACAUGGUAUCGAGAGAGUGUGAGAAGGAUUUUUUACCUUUGAGUCCUCUGCCCACUACAAAUGUAGAUGUGAUUGCUGAAAAGUUCCUGGAAGAAGAAGAAGAAAGAUCCCAUCAUAUUCUGGAACGCUUAAAUGCACAUAUUGAAGAAUUGAAAAAGGAGAGUGAAAGGACAGUACAACAGUUUACAUACCAAAAGUAACUUUGAUUCAGGGUCUGUGGAUUGAAGAGCUGCUUCAUUUAUUGCUGCUUUCUUUAGAGGACAAGACACAGCUACUGCCUUCAGGAAGUACGUUUCUCUGCUUCUUUGUCUUAGGUAUUCAGCGGCAGUGAAAUCAAGGAAAUGAAAUUUGUCUGUAGCAAAAUAUUUUGUCUGAUCACAGUUAUUGCACUACUACAGAAAACAUUUCUAACUGACCUAUAGUGUUCUGCUGCCCUAAAGUAAAUAGUGUGCUUCAGAGGGGAUGAUGUUGCCACUCUAAGGAGAGCAUUUAAACAUUUUAUGUGUGUGUGUGCAGAAAUAAAAUGACGUAGAUACUAUUAUCUUAUUUUACUAUGAAUGCAAAUAAUAUUGCUGAUCAUUUGAAUAUUAACUUCCUAUCUAUUUCCAAGGUCCCACAAAGUGACAAGUGGCCUGAGAAAAGGAGAAAAGAAAAUGCCAUUUUACUCCUUUUCUGGUUUUCCUGUGAGUUUGGUAGUUAUUUUCUGUGUUGAUUUUAGUUGCCAUCAAACAUCAAAUUAAUGGUUUAGUAAUGGUCCUUUGUGCAUUUUCAUAGCUGUAGAAAAAAUAUGGUCAAAUAACUGUUGCAUAAAGAGAGAGAUGUUUUAUUAUAUACGUUGAUUCAAAAGGUGAAGUUCAGUAUAAGUAAUAAACACCUAUACAUGGGACCAAUUUAACUUAGACAACAGCUGUCUUACGAAGUACUGCACAGAUGUUCCUAACCAUAAGAACAAAUUUGGGAGGCUGGUUGGUGUGCCAGACAGCUUUUAAAAAAUUAUUUAGUUUCAGGAAGAAAUACGGGUUUUAAAAGCAUGUCCUUGAGCAAAAACUAAGAAGCUAAACAUUACCUGUUCAUAUUUUCAACUCAUCCUUUCUAUAUUCCCUCUGAAUUACUAGUAAGAUACCAAGUUUCAAUAGCCAGAUACAGCUUCUUACGUUCAGUGCAAUUUCAAUGAGAUGGAGACUUUUAGAUUUUCACCCUUAAAUCUUUGAAAUAAUUUCAGAUUGUUAUUGUUAGAAAUAUAUUAAAUAUAUAAUCUCAGUUCAUGAUCGGCACUCUACUCUCUUCCAUAUUCAUAAUCAUAAUGGCAUUAGUAUGCUUUUUUUUUAUCUGCUGGAUAGUGAUUUUUGACAUUAUCUCUUCUGGAGAAAGUGAGAGAUGCCUACAUUUUUAGAAGCAGUGCAUAUUUGGUGCCAAAACCUGAGAUUACUGCAACUACUAUAAUGCUGAGUGUUGUUAAUAACUCUAAAGAAAUCCUUGCUCCCAGAGUACAUCUUAAUGUACACCUUAGUUUUGCAAAUGCUACUGUUUUUAUCUAAUUCCAUUCUCUUUCAGUUUUCUAAUGCUUCUAUUUUGCUUGCUAAAUUUGCUUUUUAUGGCUUCAUGCCUCUCUUUGCCAACACUUUAUCUUGACACUGAUGGACAGUAUGAAAUUAUACUCAGCAUGAAGGCAUGCCAAAAGAAUAACACAAAUUUUGAUUUAUACUGUUCUGUAGGGAUGGUAAAUAGUGGCUGUCAAAGCACACACAGCAUUUUCUUGGUAACAAGGAAUGACUCAUUUUCAGUCCAGCAGAAUUAAUGUGCUCAGUGUUUUCUUGUAUGAGACCACAAUGUUGGAUUUUAUAUAAUGAUCCUGAAAGAAAGAAGACAUGUGCCUGUUGCUUCAGUUAUCAUUGGAGAAAGACUCCCUGAAAGGUGGAGAUAGACAAAGCUAGUGAAUGUUGUAUCUCUGCCCAUAAAGUGCUCUGUAGAUUUAUUAUAACUAUUUGUGAUUUACUAAAACUUAUUUUACAUUAUCUUAAAAUGUAAAGUGGAUGUGCAGGUAGAAAGGCUUCAGGUUGGCCUCCUCCUCCUUGUUCCCUGGGACCCAGAUGAAAAGACAUGAUUCUAUUUUCUCUGCUGGAUAAGUGAAGAAACUUGGGAACAGCUUUGCAAUAACUAAGGAAGUGCUGGUGUGGCGAAAGGCAAUUCAAUAGAGUGAGGAGAGGAAGUAGGGAAAGAAGAAGGGAGUGUAAUCGUCAUUAAUCUGUGAGCCAGUCCACAGAGAGAAAGCAGGGAAGGAGUUCAUGCAUUCUGUCUCUCUGUCUCAAUGAAUGAAUAUUUUUAUGCGCAUAUGUGUGAAAAAAUGUUAAUUGCUGGAAUGUCUAAGGAAAAAAAAAAAAGGAAAAUGGGAAUAAAUAGGGACUGAAAGAAGGCUGAGUGGUCCUGAAGGAGAGAGAGAAAAAAAUUAAAUAUAUUUGGGGCUCAUGCUUUUUAGGCAAGUUAGUUGUCUGUUAGCUUCUACCAAUUGCCAUUCUAUGAAAUGGGUGUUUUAAAACUGCUCUCAAUCCCAUUUUGUGAUGACACUCAUGAGCUCAAAGAGAAUACAGUCACUCCUCAAUUGAAGCUUGUUGCUUGAGCUGGAUAGAACUAUGUCAAGUAGAAGAAGAAAGUGUGGGCUGCGUUGUCAUGCUUGAGACAAAGGGUAUACUUGGAAGCAUAGAGUAGUAAAGACAGAAUGAUUUGAAUAGCUUUUUCAUUCAUUGGAGUGUGAAAUUAUCCAAUCAUAUACUCUCAUAAAUCCCACAAAUGCCAC
This is a messenger RNA of Python bivittatus (Burmese python), 4905 nucleotides long. It is a transcript of the gene CEP63, whose product is annotated as centrosomal protein 63. NCBI's taxonomy places the organism in Eukaryota, Metazoa, Chordata, Lepidosauria, Squamata, Pythonidae. Gene Ontology annotation, cellular component: centriole. Gene Ontology annotation, biological process: de novo centriole assembly involved in multi-ciliated epithelial cell differentiation; centriole replication. The record is from RefSeq and is a predicted model, not a curated record.